AUACUGAAUGAACUUCCCUCUGAUAUGCCUGGUAUUCCCAAGACUGAAGAAGAAAAAUCAGAAGAAGAAGGAACGCUACCUCACACCACUACCAUGGCAGUACUGACUAGCACAUAUCAGACCAGCACGGGGCAGUACAUUGCUAUAGCUCAAGGUGGAACAAUCCAGAUUUCUAAACCAGGAUCUGAUGUUGUUCAGGGAAUGCCGGCAUUAACAGUGACAAGUUCAGGAGCUCCUCCACCAGGUGCUACAAUUGAGCAGGACGCAGCGCAGGCAGCUGACGGCACACAGCAGUUCUUUGUCCCAGGCAGCCAGGUGGUUGUGCAAGAUGAGGAAACAGAACUUGCCCCAAGUCACAUGACUGCUGCCACUGGUGACAUGCCAACUUACCAGAUCCGAGCUCCUGCAACUGCUCUGCCUCAGGGGGUAGUGAUGGCUGCCUCCCCAGGAAGUUUGCACAGCCCCCAGCAACUUGCAGAAGAAGCCACACGCAAACGAGAGCUGAGGUUGAUGAAAAACAGGGAAGCUGCCCGGGAGUGUCGCAGGAAGAAGAAAGAAUAUGUCAAAUGUCUUGAAAAUCGUGUGGCUGUGCUUGAAAACCAAAACAAGACUCUCAUUGAGGAACUCAAGGCCCUUAAAGACCUUUAUUGCCAUAAAGCAGAAUAACUGUCUUUGACUUGGACCUUGUUUACGGUGAACUCUAAUCAAGGCAGGAGAUGCAGCAAUUUUACUAAUUGCCAUGUGGACAUAUGGAAGGGACACUUGUGACCCUUAAGAAUCCAGCUUGGCUUAGUGUUUGAAAUUGAGUUGGGAGUGUUGUUUCAAGAUUUGGAAUGCAACCAUGAUUGCAUAUACCAAGCUCACUUCAGCCUGUUUCUCAAUGGCAUGCAAAAAUUGUUUUGUUUGCCCUUUUGUUUCUCUCUCUCUUUUUUUUUCAAGGAAGCUGCUAAAGAAU
Messenger RNA from Pteronotus mesoamericanus, 955 nucleotides. RefSeq names its product cAMP responsive element modulator (gene CREM). The coding region runs from base 25 to 666 and encodes 213 amino acids. Lineage: Eukaryota; Metazoa; Chordata; Mammalia; Chiroptera; Mormoopidae. The transcript is spliced from 5 exons. Gene Ontology annotation, cellular component: ATF4-CREB1 transcription factor complex; nucleus. Gene Ontology annotation, biological process: regulation of transcription by RNA polymerase II. Gene Ontology annotation, molecular function: DNA-binding transcription factor activity, RNA polymerase II-specific; RNA polymerase II cis-regulatory region sequence-specific DNA binding. The record is from RefSeq and is a predicted model, not a curated record.